AAAUACGGGAGGGAGGAUUGGAGCACCUAACCUUCGCCUCUCCUCGCCUCUUGUCUCAUCUAUCCUAACCAGCCUGGCCUAACCCUCCCCCGAUCUCCCCCCAUCCUCAUCCUCCUCCCCGUCGCCGUCGCCGCGGCUGCUCGUCGUCGACCCCUCCGGCGAGCCGCAGAUCCCCCUCCCCAAUCCUUCCGUCAGAGGGGCUGAAACCCGCCGAAUUUUAUUAGGCGGAGGAGGAGGAAGGGACAGAAACAGGGCACACGCCACUCUGCAAUUUUUGGUCUCACAAAAGGGACUUCGGCAUCACUCUGCAUCACUGGGAAUUUUCCAUUUGGAAGGCCCAGUUACUGAAUCAUGGUGCUCUGUGAACCGCAACCCGGAACAGUGAAUCCCGGUCGCGAAUGUGUGGGCGAAAGCGCAGGAGAGGGCGCAUCAGCUUGAGUGCAGACAGGGGGUGAUGGCAACGGCAAUGGCAAUGGAAUUGGCCGACAAAUUGCUCCUGCUGCUCCGGAGCUACUCACUGCCUGUUUGGGCCACCAUCAUCUCGGGGCUCUUCGUCGUCGUCUCGGUCUCGCUGUCCAUCUACUUGCUCCUCAACCACCUCUCGGCCUACAAGAACCCAGAGGAGCAGAAGUUCCUCGUCGGUGUCGUUCUUAUGGUGCCGAUAUACGCAAUCGAGUCGUAUAUAUCAUUGGUGAAUCCAACAAUUGGUGUAGAUAUUGAGAUUCUGCGAGACGGAUACGAGGCAUUUGCCAUGUACUGUUUCGGGCGGUAUCUAGUUGCGUGCUUAGGUGGAGAAGAUAGGACGAUUGAGUUUCUGAAGAAGGAGGGCAGUUCAGGUUCUGAUGCACCACUUUUAGGCAAUGCAUCCGAAGAACGGCACGUGAACCACCCUUUUCCUAUGAAUUACAUGUUGAACCCAUGGCCCAUUGGCGAAUGGUUCUACUUGGUAGUUAAGUUUGGGCUUGUCCAAUAUAUGAUAAUAAAGACAAUAUGUGCUCUUCUUGCGGUGAUUCUUGAAUCCUUUGGGGUGUACUGUGAAGGAGAGUUUAAAUGGAACUGUGGGUACUCUUACACUGCCAUGGCUCUCAAUUUCAGUCAGUCAUGGGCCUUAUACUGUCUCGUUCAAUUUUACGCCGUCAUAAAGGACGAGCUAGCCCAUAUAAAGCCCCUAGCGAAGUUUCUGACAUUCAAGUCUAUUGUGUUCUUAACAUGGUGGCAAGGUGUGGCAAUAGCGUUGCUCUCCAGCUGGGGCUUGUUGAGAGGCCCUAUAGCUCAAGAGUUGCAGUUCAAGUCCAGCAUUCAGGACUUCAUCAUCUGCAUAGAGAUGGGUUUUGCUGCUGUUAUUCACCUGUACGUCUUCCCUGCCAAGCCAUACGAGCUAAUGGGCGAUCGUUACGUUGGAGAUGUUUCAGUUCUGGGAGACUACGCUUCAGUUGACUGCCCUCUAGAUCCAGACGAAGUUAAAGAUAGCGAGCGCCCAACCAAGAUUAGGCUUCCCCAGCCAGAUGAUCACGUCAGAUGCUCCACCGCCAUAAAAGAAAGCGUCCGCGAUGUUGUACUCGGAGGAGGCGAAUAUAUUGUGAACGACCUGAAGUUCACCGUCAACCACGCGGUGGAGCCGAUCAACGAGAAGAUCCACCAGAUAUCGCAGAACAUGAAGAAGCAUGAUAAAGACAAAACAAACGACGACAGCUGCAUCGACUCGCCGCGAUCCCUGCACAGGGUGAUCAGUGGGAUCGACGACCCGCUCCUGAACGGGAGCCUCAGCGACAACAGCGGCCCCAAGAGAGCGCGGAGGCAGCAGCGCAGGAGGUUGGGUGCGGUGAUCAGUGGCGAGAGCAGCGACCAUGGGCUGGGCGGGUACGAGAUCCGGGGACACAGGUGGAUCACAAAGGAGUGAGGAGGAUGAGGAUCGACGCCCGGUCUGCACUGCAGCAUCGAAUUCCUUUCGUACUGAAGCGCUGGCUGCUAUGGAUCUUCGGGACUGCUAAAGCCUGAAAGGCAGUGAUCAGACCACCUAAGUUCUUGAUGAAUCUGGGAGUCGGUGCUUGCAGAAGCAAGAUAUGUGUCAUCACCCCCACGACAUGGCGAAUCGAGCUAGCGAUUUUUUUUGGCUGACUAUUUCAGCUGCUGAUGACAUCGGAUCUCACAUAUUGAACAGUAUAGCAGGAUUACUACAGCAAAGAGAAGGAUGGUCAUGACAGGUUUAAUACAUCAUCGUUCGUAAACCUUUUGGAUGAACAUCUUCUGUAAUGUACACAGACUUGAGAUAUAAAAGUAUUAAUAGAUGUUUCGACGAUGAGGCGUCGGGUCUUGCUCA
Messenger RNA from Triticum dicoccoides, 2320 nucleotides. RefSeq names its product protein LAZ1-like. The transcript has 9 exons. NCBI's taxonomy places the organism in Eukaryota, Viridiplantae, Streptophyta, Magnoliopsida, Poales, Poaceae. The coding region runs from base 455 to 1900 and encodes 481 amino acids. The record is from RefSeq and is a predicted model, not a curated record.